AGCUCGCGCAUUGAUUUGCGCGGCGCCACGUCGGCAGAAGUGUAGAAGAAGAGGACGAGACGCGAGCAACGAAGAAGAAACGGCAGCAACCGAGGAACGUUGGUGCGUGCGUGGCGUUGUGCGCGAAGCGAAGCGGACUUGCGGGGAGAAGAGACACGCACACGCCGCCACGUUGACGAGCUCCGGCGGGGCCCGAGCAACUGUGUAAAGAAGGCCGGCCGCCGUGAGCCUCUUCCCGCUUGCAGCUCGUCAUUCGUCCCGAAGGCUCUUAGUCGUCGGAGGCUGAAAGGACGAGCAGAGACAAACAGUGUCAAGUUUCUCCGACGCCAGGUGUGACACGGGCACAAUGGUCAAGAAUGUGAAUAAUGUCAAUGUGGAGCCCCAGCCUGGCACCACCCUGGCCGCCAAUCAAAACGAGCCCACCUGCAGUGAGCCCACAGAGGACUCGUCCAAGGAUCACACGGCGGCGCAGCCCGGCAUGGUGUGGCGAGUGACGGGCGGCCUCUUCAACGUCACCAAGGGCGUGGUGGGCGCGGCCGUCGGCGGCGUGGCCUGGGUGGGCGGCAAGAGCCUGGAGAUCACUAAAUCGGCCGUCAGCGCCGUGCCCGCCGCCGGCGUGGGCCUGGUGAAGGGCGGCGUGUCGGCCGUGGCGGGCGGCGUGUCCUCGGUGGGCUCCACGGUGGCCAACAAGGUGCCCUUCACCGCCAAGAGGAAGGACAAGGCUGAGUGAGGAUCACCCGUUCAGACCUUCACGAAGGGUACACGUGGUGUGGUUUUGAUGUGUCCAAUGUUCAAUACCCGGGGGCAAACAAAACAAAAAAACAAAACAAAAAAAUCUUGCACAGACUGGAAUCCACGCCGCAACCAUGGUGGCUGUUGAUCACUUUUGUGUGUGCGUAAUCCGGACUGUGCUUGACAUUGCGCACACAAUCAAAUAUUUUGCUCAUGGUUUGUCGGUUUUGUUGGUUUCAACAGGCAUUCUCAAUUUCAGGAUGAGGAGAAGCCUCGCGUAACUAGUCCCAGUGAGUAUUAGGGCCGCACUGAUGAGGACGAAAA
Molecule: messenger RNA, 1056 nt
Organism: Hippocampus comes (tiger tail seahorse)
Lineage: Eukaryota; Metazoa; Chordata; Actinopteri; Syngnathiformes; Syngnathidae
Product: transmembrane protein 263
Exons: 4
Coding region: 347-730 (127 amino acids)
Source: RefSeq, a predicted model, not a curated record